GUCCACGAAGCCGACGCAUGUCUGGUCCUUGCUAACAAGUACUGUCAGGACCCCGACGCUGAAGACGCAGCUAAUAUUAUGCGAGUCAUUUCCAUCAAGAACUACAGUGACGAUAUUAGAGUAAUAAUACAAUUAAUGCAAUAUCAUAAUAAGGCUUAUUUACUUAACAUUCCAUCUUGGGACUGGAAGCAAGGAGACGAUGUGAUAUGUUUGGCAGAACUGAAAUUAGGCUUCAUUGCACAGUCCUGCUUGGCACCCGGCUUUUCCACAAUGAUGGCAAACUUGUUUGCCAUGCGAUCCUUCAAAACGUCUCCAGAUAUGCAGGUCUGUACCAAUGACUAUUUACGAGGGACAGGCAUGGAAAUGUAUACAGAAACUCUCAGCCCCUCCUUUAUAGGCAUGCCUUUCGCAAAGGCGACAGAGCUCUGCUUCACGAAGUUGAAACUACUUCUUCUAGCAAUUGAAGUUAAAGGUACGGAAGGCGUGGAUACUAAGAUAUCGAUAAAUCCAAGAGGAGCUAAAAUUGUAGCUAACACCCAAGGAUUUUUCAUAGCUCAAUCUGCAGAUGAAGUGAAACGAGCUUGGUUUUACUGCAAGGCCUGCCAUGAAGAUAUCAAGGACGAAACACUGAUCAAGAAAUGUAAAUGCAAAAAUUAUGUCGGAAUGAUUAUGAUGCAAACUGGCAUGGUCAAACAAAACCUAAACACCUAUCAAAGACACUUGGAUGAUGACCAUCAUCCUCCUCCCACUUUCACUCCACCAGAGUUGCCCAAGAAAAUUCAUAUCCGAGGUGAUAUGAAUCGACAUGAUGAUAUGCAUUUGGCAAACAGAAACCAACCUCAUAGAAAUAGCACCAUUCCGACAGCAAAUAUGGUAAAUUCAACGAAGCAAGUGAAUAAAGUCAAGCCUAAUAUUACUAGGAAUGCUACUGAUAACGUGGUAUCUCCUGGUUUCAAUUCAAGAGAGCCGGAGCAAGAGGCGACAUCUUACGCCGGCUAUCAUCUAGCCUAUGAAGUGAAAAAACUCAUGCCAACGAGUAGAGGCAGUGGCGGUACGAAUCAAAACAACAACGGGGUCGCACUGCCUGUAGGUUUAGCAGACGACCAAGCUAAAGAUUUUGAUUUUGAAAAAACUGAAAUGAAGUAUGACAGCACAGGGAUGUUUCACUGGGGACCAGCAAGGAAUUUAGAAGAGUGUUUACUGGAUAGGAAUCAGGCCGCCAUGACGGUUCUAAACGGCCACGUAGUUGUGUGCCUUUUCGCAGAUCCUGAUUCGCCUCUCAUUGGAUUGCGAAACCUGGUGAUGCCGCUCCGUGCUAGCAACUUCCACUAUCAUGAACUGAAGCAUGUAGUGAUUGUGGGAUCCGUAGAUUAUAUUAGGAGGGAGUGGAAAAUGUUGCAGAAUCUGCCAAAAAUAUCUGUGCUCAAUGGUUCUCCACUGAGCAGAGCAGAUCUUCGAGCUGUGAACGUCAACCUUUGUGAUAUGUGCUGUAUUCUGUCAGCAAAAGUACCGAGCAAUGACGACCCCACAUUGGCGGACAAAGAGGCCAUCUUGGCAUCUCUCAACAUAAAAGCGAUGACAUUCGAUGAUACGAUAGGCGUCCUUAGUCAAGCCAACGGGGCCAAAGAGGCCGGCACGCCUGUUGGAAGCCCUAUAAUCCUUCAGCGAAGGGGGUCCGUGUAUGGGGCCAACGUACCGAUGAUUACAGAAUUAGUGAAUGACAGUAACGUUCAGUUUUUGGACCAAGACGACGAUGAUGAUCCAGACACGGAACUUUAUUUGACUCAACCUUUUGCCUGUGGAACAGCUUUCGCCGUUAGUGUAUUGGAUUCGCUAAUGUCCACUACCUACUUCAAUCAGAAUGCCUUAACAUUGAUUCGGUCUUUGAUUACCGGAGGUGCUACCCCAGAAUUAGAACUGAUCCUUGCAGAAGGAGCUGGACUACGGGGAGGCUACAGUACGGCAGACAGUUUAUCCAACAGGGACAGGUGUCGAGUAGGUCAAAUUUCCUUGUACGACGGGCCUUUGGCGCAAUUUGGAGAAACAGGAAAGUAUGGUGAUCUGUUCGUUGCUGCUCUCAAACAGUUUGGUAUGCUGUGCAUUGGACUUUAUAGAUUUAGGGACACUAGUUCGUCGUGCGAUGCCAGCAGCAAGAGAUACGUCAUAACAAAUCCGCCGGAUGACUUUCAGCUGCUGCCUACAGACCAGGUAUUCGUUCUGAUGCAGUUUGAUCCUGGUCUAGAGUACAAGCAAGUGAGGGGAAAAACAGCAACGGGCCAAGGCAGUGGCACAGGAGGUGGAGGAACCAACAAGGACGAGAACUCUUGACUAUUGUUAUGUAGCGCUCUCACAGAUGGACCUUACUCUUAUAUAUAAAAAUUAUAUAAGGAACAGAGUCCAGAGAAGUUAUACCCACCAUUCCAUACCCUUGUUCCAAUUUUUUGAUAUGUUUAGUUAUAUUGUGCGAUUGAUUGUAUGAAUACAGAAGUUGUUUUUUUGUACAUAUUGCGUGUCUAUAUUGACUUUGUUGGUUUUUUCAAAGAGAAUUGAUUUAUCUCGAGUUAUAUUGUUAUGUAGUUGUAGAGUGGUUGAAUCGAGUCGGCAGUAUUCGCGGUCAAUGUGGAUAAACUGAGUCGCGGUAAAAAUUAAAAAAUAAUUAGUUACUUUCAUGAUUUAGUGUUUCUGUUAUGGAAACUAUGAAAAAAAUUCAUUUCGCUUUGAUAGCUUUCCAUAAUGCGACAAAACGAUAAACAAGUUUGAAGCUAGACAGUUUUUACAGCGAUUAAAAGCACCAGAACUUUUUAGCCAAGACUCAUGAUGGUGUUGUUUCAUAAAUUAUACUUUCAAAUCAUUUCUACAGAUUUAUUUCCUUCCUUCAACAUCAAUUAUUAUUUUUAUUAAAAUCGUAUAUAAUUUUUACAACUUUUUACUUACUUCUUCUUCUUCUUCUUACAACUAACUUCAUUCUACUUAGGGAAUUUUUAGCGUACUCCGCUAGAGCUGUCAAUAUUGACAUAUUGAUUGAUUUUACCCGUUGACCUAUGAUCCUAGAAUUUUGUCAAACUAUUACAUAUUCUGGCUUAAGAAAAUUUCAAAAAUUAUGGAUUUGCACACAUUGUAAACGAAUAAAUUUGGCGCACUCGGGACAAUAACCUUGGAAUACACUUAUCUAGUAUUUCUAAUGCAUCACUUUUUGAGCUCCCAAUCUUUCGUUGAACAAGCAAAUACUGCUGGAACUAUUCAUAGAGUAAGGGCUUAUAUUCUCUGUGUUAUGAAUUAAAUUGUGGGUGUUUACUAGAAAAUCUGUGAAAGCGCUACAUUUCUCUGAUUGAAUUGAAAAACUUCCUAGUGCUUUAUCUUCAUGGCGAGAAUUUACACUAAAAAACGAUGAUAUUUUGAACAUCGAUGAAAAAGACACUUACAAUACACAUUUUGUAAUAUAAUCCUUAUGUAAAAAUCAAUUUUUUAAUGGGCAAUUGUUGAAAAAAGAUGUGCUUUUUUGUAAAUAAGUAAAAAAGAGCUUUUUAUAUAUGAACUAGAUGCUGUAGAAAUAUAUCAGAGGUGGGUAUUUGGGGAACUUAAUGUCAUUUCAAUGUUUGUUUAUUUUACUUAUUGGAAUCAUUUUUCAUUAUAAGAAUGCCUGAUCAAGUGAAUAAUUACUCUCAUUCUGGAUAAUAUGAUUACGAACUUGAAACAGUGAAUAGCUCGUCACAAUAACUUUAGACACAGUCACAGAAGUCACAUAAAUAAAUCCACAGAAGCGAAAUAUUGCAAUUAUUAAAUAAAAAUAGAAGUAAUAAAAAAAUAAUCCUCAAUGAAAUACCUGGAUUCUUCAAGAGAAAUGAACAACAAGUAUGGAUUUAGUAGUAUAAGGUCAAUUGAAUCAGUUCACCAUCCUCAGUACAAAAUAAAACAAUGUCGUUUACGUUCCGAACAGAAGGGAAACAACCUGGAUGGUAUCCACUGUUCAUUGAUCUGUCCAACUUUUAAAAACCAUUAUUGGAAGUGAUCUAUGUGGUAAAUAAAGUUGAUCUACAUAUUGAAUCAGCUGCAGGGGAUUAUAAUUGAGAAAAUUGGUUCAGAAAUAUUCAAAUUCUGGUAAUUGAUAUAUAAGAUAUGAAUGAAGAAAAAAACAGUACAUGAGCCUAUAAAAUGACAUUGAACAAUUCUCCCAACACAGAACAUAGGACAUAGAAACUUAACCCCUCAAAAUGCAUGUGCCGCCAAAAGAGUGCCUUUUCUGUAAGGGGGCAAGUUCUUUGAUUCGACAGGAAAUGUCCGACAAAUUGCUCCAACCAAUAGAAAUGAACUUACGUUUUGAAUUUAAGAGCUCGCAGUGUUUUGUGUCUAUGCUGCUGAGUAACCAGGGUUUAUCGUGUGAAACCCUGGCAUAAUCCUUGAAUAUAUAUGGAUUUAUAGACAAUUUUCUGAAAAAUACCUAUCAUCUUUUAUAGAAAGUAUAAGAAGGGAGUAGUCAAAAAUAACUACUGUGUGGAUAGACCCACGAAAAUUUUGUAGAUAACAACCUUGAUUGGGCAUUUGUUGUUCUUGAAAUGAAAUUGUACAUAUUUGUUAAAUUCAAAUGGAGGUCAAGGCAUUUUUGGAAACUGAUGCAACCUUCCAUCACAACUUCUGAAGGUUCAAUUUGCAUUUGUUUCAAUCUUUCAGUGGACAUCAAAGUAUCCAAUCAAUGAAGAACUACUAUUAUUGAGUCAAACCUAGAAGAGGGUUUCAACAGUUUCCACAGAUCUGAGGCUUCAAAACAAUUCAAUUCCAAAUUGUGAUAUGUAUAUAUUUAGUUAUAGUUCCUAAAAAUUUCCAUCACUCGAAAAGUUAAAUAUAAAAUGAAGAGUUUCCAACUGUUAUGUGUCUAAUAUAAUCAGUACAGCACCGUUAUUUGAAUCGAAACCAUCUUUGGAAUUUCGGAAAGUAAAUAUAGUCGAAAUAGUUUAUCCAAAUGUCGCUAGAAUAACUAUAAGCAAACACAAACCACUGGAAUAUUUUGAGUUUCGUUAUGUUGCCGUUCCUCCAGCUCUCUAUAAAUGAUAUGUGCUUUAAGUAAUGCUGGAUUUUUUUAAAUCAACUGUUCUAUGUCCAAAGGAGGCAACCACGGAAAUUUUUACCGCGAGAGGGUGCUGAGGGACGUUAGUCAUUUCUCGUGCACCGGUGUUGGGAUAAAACCCCGGUAAUAUUGGCAAGGAUAUGUUUAUCAUUUAAAAAUUUUGAUCGGAGCUACUCACAGAACAAAGACGCCCUAAGCAAUGGCUCGUUAUUGACAUCUUAUUCAUGCCAAAACCUCGCAAAACGAACUCAAAAUUCCUCAAACAAGCCAAAGUCAAACAUUCAUCUCUCAGGCAAUUAAAUACCUGUUUAAAUGUUAUCUUAACCUCUCGCCCUUCAGGUGGUCCUCCCUACGGUAAAAUUGACCAGCGUUGUUCAAAAAGUCAUUCAACGCUUCACCGCACGCAGGAACUUCAACACUAUUUUUGAAGCGGGUUUUACUAAGUUACUGUCACCAGGAAAACAGUUACCAUUCAAAUCUUGAACUGGAGGAACGGAUGACUGAAUUAAAUAUAAUAUUUUGCAGUAAUUUCAAACAACUUUGUUUAACUCAAGUUGAAAAUGCACCGGUAGCUUGAGAAUGUAAAACCCAUCUCUGGCCGAUGAAAAUUAUUAUUUUUAAUUAUGGAACACUACAAUCUCACGUGUGUCUUGUUCAUAUUUUUAGAAUAAGACUAAGCUUCAUUCGUUUCAAACUCAAUUCGUUGACUGAAGGCAGUUCAUUUGAAAAUCUGCCUGGUGUAGAUUUAAUUCGGCCAAGAGACCAAUCAGUCAUGCAUCUGGUCAGGAAUAAGUUGAUCAUUUGUCGUUCGAAUGAAUGAUCUUUUUUAAAUAAUCGGUUAAAAAUAAACAUUUGCUUUUAGGACCUUUUCAUUUUCAUGGUUUUAAACAAUAUUCUUCUUGUUGAUAAUGAUGAUACAGAAAGCAUCAUGUCUUCAGAGUGAUAAUUCUUUUAUUUUUGGCACAGUUGUGAUAACUUUUUCCUGACUAGAUGACAUGUCAGCUGAUCUCUGAAUGUUCGAUAUGUUAGUUCGGUGUAAAUAGAUUAUAUGUUUAUACUGGGAUGUAUUUAGAUUUUCUCGAAAAAUUAAUCAUUCCGGAUAAGUUAAAAUCUCACAUCACACACUAUUUUCCCAUUGAAGAGUGAUAAAUAAACAAUUCAUUGAUU
This is a messenger RNA of Leptinotarsa decemlineata (Colorado potato beetle), 6229 nucleotides long. RefSeq names its product calcium-activated potassium channel slo (gene slo). Gene Ontology annotation, cellular component: postsynaptic membrane. The record is from RefSeq and is a predicted model, not a curated record. Gene Ontology annotation, biological process: potassium ion transmembrane transport. Gene Ontology annotation, molecular function: large conductance calcium-activated potassium channel activity. Lineage: Eukaryota; Metazoa; Arthropoda; Insecta; Coleoptera; Chrysomelidae.